UCUUUUUUGCAGUGGAGAUACCGUAGAAGCGAAGCGAGAGCGAUGGCUUUCUUUCAAAAAAUUGGCCUUAUUGGAUGGUUUUCUGGACCAAAACAAAAUGUUUGUCGGAGUCUAUUAUUAGCCAAGAAUUCACCACAGGCUUAUGUCUUCACUUGCCGACAUUACCGAGAAAGGAAACGAUUUUACAAGAAUGUGUCAAUCACUCAAUCAGGAAGCAAUGCAUUUGAGAUAAAUCUUGAUCAGAGGAAGUUAAGAACACCCAGUGGUCAGCCAGUGGUCAUCCCUACUGAAUCAUUAGCUGUUGCUGUGGCAACGGAGUGGGAUACCCAGAAUGAGGUCAUCAAACAGCAUAGUAUGCAUUUGACUGCUCUGUGUAAUACAGUACUUGAUAAUCCGUCACAUAGAUCUAAGGCUCAGAUCAUCAAGGGUAUGCUUCAUUUUCUGGAAACAGACACACUGUGUUACAGAUUAGAAGACCCCCCUGAGCUUGUGGCUAUGCAAGAUGAAAGAUGGGAACCUAUGCUUGAGUGGAUCAACAAAAGAUAUGAGGUAGACAUUCAUUCCACCAUGUCAAUCAGUGGGCCAGUCAUACCCCAGGAAACCUACAAGACUCUACAACAUCAUCUAGAAACACACACUAACUGGGCACUAGUAGGAUAUGAGAAUGCAAUUCAGAGCUUGAAAUCUGUGGUCCUUACAUUUGCUGCCAUUGACAGAGAGAUCUCAGUAGAAGAAGCAGUUUCAUUAUCAAGACUAGAGACUGAAUUUCAGAUUAGUAAAUGGGGAAGUGUUGAAUGGUCACAUGAUACCGAGUUAGCCGAUUGUAAAUCAAGAGUAGCAGCGGCAGUUCUCUUCACUCACCUCGUAACAGAACACACAGAGACUGUUGCAAAAUUAAGAACUCCAUGAUGAUCUACCGACAGUGUUCCAGAUUUAUCAUCAUGGUUUGAAUUAAUCCAAGCGCACAAAGGUCAUGGCCUUAGAUGCCCCAUUGAUUAACCUCGAUGCCCCUGUCAUUGGCCUUCACUAUCUUUGUGCCCUUUGUCAUUUUCCGCAUCAUGCUGAGAUAUAGCUCUAUAGGAAAGCAGGGAAUAAUUUUCUGGUAUCUCAUCGUAAUUUGCUCCAUAUUUUUUACAGACAGCUACCUAAGAACAGGAGAAGUCUUUCAAUAUCACUGGUAAGGCAAGCUUGAAUGUUACAUCAGGGCAUGCUGUUUCAGCCCAGUGCACACUAUGCAAUCCGAUGCGACAUUUAAUAAAUCACCUUUUGCAUUAAAUGUGAAGGUUCCAGAAGUUAGAAUUAUUUCAUUUAAAGUUCAGGAUUAUGUUAGAAAAUUUGUGGCAAGCCCUGUGGUCUGAGUAAAGUCCAAAUCGGCUUCAAAUCGCAGCGGAUGAUGUCAUUAUGGUUUGAAAUUGAAUUUUCUUUUAUUCCUACAGGGAGGUUCAAACUAGACUGAAUUUUGACGUCAGUAGUCAUACCACUAUUAUGAACUCUGUCGCUAAGAUUUUGUCGACUGGAAUGCUCAUCUAACAUGUUAUUACAAUUUCUUUAAAAUUUGAUGCAUGCUACCAUGGUUAGAUACGCAAUUUUAUUCACGAGUCCACUGUUUG
Lytechinus variegatus (green sea urchin) is the source of this 1610-nucleotide messenger RNA. It is a transcript of the gene atpaf2, whose product is annotated as ATP synthase mitochondrial F1 complex assembly factor 2-like. Lineage: Eukaryota; Metazoa; Echinodermata; Echinoidea; Temnopleuroida; Toxopneustidae. Gene Ontology annotation, cellular component: mitochondrion. Gene Ontology annotation, biological process: mitochondrial proton-transporting ATP synthase complex assembly. The record is from RefSeq and is a predicted model, not a curated record. Bases 43 to 909 code for a protein of 288 amino acids. The transcript is spliced from 6 exons.